This is a messenger RNA of Vespa velutina, 537 nucleotides long. Its product is annotated as 60S ribosomal protein L36-like. The coding region runs from base 130 to 471 and encodes 113 amino acids. Gene Ontology annotation, molecular function: structural constituent of ribosome. Gene Ontology annotation, biological process: cytoplasmic translation. The record is from RefSeq and is a predicted model, not a curated record. Lineage: Eukaryota; Metazoa; Arthropoda; Insecta; Hymenoptera; Vespidae. Gene Ontology annotation, cellular component: ribosome; cytosolic large ribosomal subunit. The transcript is spliced from 4 exons.
GAACUAUAUCUUUUAGUGUAUGAUGACCGUACGUUACCAUCAUAACGCUGUGUUACGAAACGUACAAAAUGUUACGUUACGGUUACGGUUAGUGUAGUAGAAGGUGUAUGUGGCCAGCAUAAGAGAAAGAUGGCUCCAAGAUAUGAAUUAGCUGUUGGCCUCAACAGAGGCCAUAAAACUACUACCAUCAGAGUGGCAAAAAGCAAAACAGAGAAAGAAAAAACUGUAAUUCUUCGACCAUCUAGAUUAAAGGGGAGGCAAACAAAGCAUAGCAAAUUUGUAAGAGACUUAAUACGUGAAGUAACCGGACAUGCUCCAUAUGAAAAGCGCGCAAUGGAAUUGUUGAAAGUAUCGAAAGAUAAACGUGCUUUAAAGUUUCUGAAAAGAAGAUUGGGUACACAUAUCCGAGCAAAAAGGAAGCGUGAAGAACUUGGAAAUAUUCUUGUACAAAUGAGAAAAGCACAUCAUUAAUUUUCUUAAAUUAAUGUAUCUCGUAUGAAUAUUAUUAAAAUAUAUUCAUAAAAAAGAAAUCCUUAA